This is a messenger RNA of Photinus pyralis (common eastern firefly), 1102 nucleotides long. RefSeq lists its product as uncharacterized. Lineage: Eukaryota; Metazoa; Arthropoda; Insecta; Coleoptera; Lampyridae. The coding region runs from base 1 to 1074 and encodes 357 amino acids. The record is from RefSeq and is a predicted model, not a curated record. The transcript has a single exon.
AUGGAAAAGCGUUUGGCAAAAGACCUGAUACUUGCUCGCAAAUCUGUCAAACAGAAAUAUGACAGUUUGAAGCAGGAUAUGGCGGUUACAGAACGCAUGGUAGAGCAACACUUUAAACCCAUUACCCAACCGCUAAAACAACUAUUGACAGUUACUAAGUUAGAUACCGUCAAAACAGAACUACCAAGUGUCAAACGUCAAUCACCAAUAUUUGCCCAACAAACUCCGAGAACUUCCACUCCCCAAAAGGUGGCAAGAAACCUUUUUUCUAUCGAUGAACCCAGUGUUUUGCAUGAGCCUAGCAUUUUAGAAGAUAGCGAAUAUGGAGAUCCCACUCCAGAAGACGAUAUUGAUGUACCGACACUUGACGACUUGCGCGAGGAAUUGUCCCACGUAGGAACGAAUCCUGCAUUUGAAGAAUUUCUCGAUCAAUACCACGGUUUGCCAAAGAUAUAUGUAGAGGGAAUAUUUAGGGACACGAAUAACGAGUAUGACCAUAAGUAUGGCGUCCGCUAUGAACCAACAUUAAACAAAUUUUUCGUGGGUGAUUCGGAAUUAGAUUUUGCUAAGGAAGAUAUUGUGAUUGUGUCUUCUAAUGGAGAACGCUUCACAUACAAGGGAACUCCAGGAUUAUUCGAACUACUCUUUAAAAGAAAUCCCAUUGGCUUUAAAUCUGCAGAUUCUAAAGCUUAUCGUGAUAUUAUAAUACGCACUAGUGCAGCACGUCGACAUUAUGAUGCCAAAGCUCAAAUCCAAGGAAACGGUCAACCAAAGUAUGUUCAAAUUAUUAAACCACUGUUGCAAGGAUCAAGUUCAUCAAGCGGAUUCUCGUCAUCACAUCUAGGUCCAACACUCAGACAGCGCGCUCUAACCCUUUCUACGAAACGGGGAGGUACUUUAUCAACUCUACAGCUUAACAAUAAAAAAAUAGAAUUUGUUCCUUGGAAUGAUCCAAACAAGUUAGUGAAUUGGUUAAGGGUGUUAUUAGGAUCUAAGUCUGCCGGGAACACGGCAAAUCAUAAUGAAAUAAUUUACAUAACUGAAGAGUUGCGUAAUUCUGGUAUAAUACAAUGAGAAGGUAUAUUUAUUUAUCAGUAAGACC